GUUGUUUGGUUAUUUUUUUUUUUUUUUGUCCUUUACUGAUAAGAAGCGACGCAAUUAGAUUGUACCAAUAAAUGCAAAACUUCGCUCAAAAUGAGCGGCAACAUACACGGCAUCAGUUGGUUUCCCAACUUCCCCGACAAGUUUGUCUCAUGGGGCCAGGAAAUCAAUUUAUAUGAAGUGCGCAGCAAGGAGGACUUAACACAGAAAAGUCGCCUGACCAACAUUCCGGGCAACUAUUUGUCCAACGAGACACGCUAUCAGUACGCCCGCUGCGUGGCCACCUCCUACCACAGUGACCAGCCGAUUAUUGCCGUCGGCCUAGCCGAUGGCAAAAUCGGCAUCUGUAACUUUCGAGACACCUACGACAGUAGCUGGGAGUACACGCCCCGACAACAGCGCAUGUGCACUUGCCUUGCGUGGAAUGAGCUGGAUGCAAAUAUACUGGCCAUUGGCCACGAUCGACAUCGUUCCGAUUCCUGCAUCACGAUUUGGGACAUUGAACACGGCGUUCCCAAGGAAACAUCUAAUUUCUUUGGCCUGGCCGAGGCGGCAAACUCUCUGUGCUGGGAUCACAAUCACCGCAUGCUCAUAGCUGGCAUGAGCCAGAAACUGAUCAAGCUCUUCGAUCUGCGGCAGAGCAACACCACCUGCCAGUCCAUUCAAACGAAGACAGUGCAGGGCUUAUCCGUGGCGCCCAAUGGGAACUACCUGUGCAGCUAUGUGGACUCGCUUAUCAUGCUAUGGGAUCUGCGCGCCAUUGAGCGACCAUUGCGACAGAUUCAAUCGUCAAGGAAUCACAUGCAGAUUAGCUGGUGCCCCACCCGCACGUCGCUGCUUUCGUCGCUGCAGCGCGACUCGCCGUACAUCACGCUCUACGAUAUUCGCAGCGUGGACAACGAGUCCUGCCGGGAGGUAUAUCAUGUGAAGCGACAGAUAAGUCCCUUUCCAGCCAAAUAUCAGCACAGCGGCAAGUUUGCUGCAGUCAAUUGGCUUUCCUGGCAUCCGCGCGAUUUUGAACGAGCCUUGCUGCUGGCGGAUGCCCUCAAUAUAUUAGAUUUCCGGCUGCCCGCCAGCUUGCAUACGGCAUAUAGCAAUCGCAGCAAGCUGCCUCUGCUCAUGCAGCGCCCUCUUUAUGCGCCAGCUGCAGUUGCCUCCUCCACAAUCAGCCAGCAGCCAACUACGAGCAGCUGUAGCACGAACAGUGCCAGCAGCUCUCUCAACGAGUACAACGUUGGUUCCUCUUUGAGCUUUGAUUUUCUGGAGCGCGAGCUCUUCGAAGAGGAUCUGUUGGAGGAGACGCGACAGCGUGCACUGCAGGACUACGGCAUUAAGCCGGAUAACAAGCGCUUUGCUGAACAGCAUCUGAGUCCGUAUCUGCGCAAUGUUUGGGCCACCCUUAACAAUGUGCACAGCGAGGAUCGCUUAACCGGCUUGAAGGCCACGCUCGGCAUCAAUCUGGGCCAUACUUCGGAGGCGCUGAUGGCUAGCUCACGCAUUGAAUCACAGCUGCUGCAGUGGCCCGAUGGCAUCAAUAACUCCAACAAACUUAUUUCCUAUCGGAGCGAACAGCGGGAUCUGGCUUUACAGUUAUGCGGUUGGUCCUUUGAGCACGAGCUGGACCGCUUCAUUGAUGAGCUGUACGCGAACAAAGAGUUCAGUCGGGCGGCAAUGAUCUGUGUAUUCCAUUUGAAGGUGCUGGCCGCUUGCAAUAUCUUAUCCCGGGCAGCGGACAAGAUGCGCGAUCCCAGCAUGUAUCGGAUCACAGCGAUUGCGUUGUCCAGCUUCAAUGCAGAUCGCUGCAGCUCCACGUGGCGCAACCAGCGCUCUAGUGCGAACAUGCAAAUUCAGGAUCCGCACUUGCGGGCCAUCUUCUCAUUCCUUACCAUGGAAGCGGACAAUUUCGAUGCGGUGCUCAGGGAAGAGGGCGUCUCCUUGGCAGAUCGCGUGGCCUUUGCCUGCAAAUAUCUGUCGGAAACGAAGCUAACCGAGUACGUCAAGCAGCGCAUUCAGCGUGCCAUCGAAUGUGGAGAUCUAAAUGGACUGCUGCUUACCGGCGAAUCCUUGGAUGGCGUUAAUAUACUCCAGGCUUACAUGGAUGCCAGCUUUGACGUACAAACGGUCGCGCUGGUGGCCAUCAAUUACUUCCGCAACGAGCAUUUUGCAGAUAAUCGCAUCCAGUACUGGAUAUCCAGCUACUUAGACUAUCUCAACAGCUGGGGCCUGUGGGAAAAGCGAGCGGAGUUGGAUAUUAAAAUAGAGAAUAUACGCGCUUCGACGAGAAGCGCACGCACCGUCUACCUAUCGUGCAACUUCUGUGGUAAAUCUGUGUCGAAUGCGCUGCUGGAUGAGCCGCGACCACGAAGCACAAGCACCAGCACAAAUCGCUUAUCUUCAUGUCCCAGUUGUCGCAAGCCGCUGCCACGUUGCUCACUCUGCCUGAUGCAUAUGGGCACCAUGAUAAACACGACCGCUAGCGAAAAGACAUCAACAGAGCUACAGGGCAGCUGGCAAAUGAAGCCGUUUUCCAAGUGGUUCUCCUGGUGUCAAACGUGUCGCCACGGUGGCCACACCGAGCACAUUGUUCAAUGGUUUAAGCAGAAUUCGGAGUGUCCAGUGUCGUCUUGCAACUGUCGCUGCUUUGACUUGGACGGCACCAAACCAAACGCUUUGCGUGAUAUUUCCUAAUCGCUCUACAGACUUUCAACUACAAUUACAUUUAUACAACAUAUACAAAACGCCCACGCCAUAUGGUUCGCCUUAAACUGACAAGUGUUCAUUGUACUUAGACAACGGCAAAUCUGCCCGUAGCUUAAGUUUAUUAUGACCUACAGCUUUUAGCUGCUCAAUUGCAUUUUAUACCUACAUAGAUCAAAAUAGAAGCACACAUGUACAUGACGAAUGGAAUCCGCCAAAGCAGUUCAAUCAAUUCAAAUUCAAAAUAUUUUAUAUACUUACAACACUG
This is a messenger RNA of Drosophila hydei, 2962 nucleotides long. It is a transcript of the gene mio, whose product is annotated as GATOR complex protein MIOS. Gene Ontology annotation, biological process: positive regulation of TORC1 signaling; cellular response to amino acid starvation. Lineage: Eukaryota; Metazoa; Arthropoda; Insecta; Diptera; Drosophilidae. Gene Ontology annotation, molecular function: protein binding. Gene Ontology annotation, cellular component: cytoplasm. The transcript is spliced from 5 exons. Bases 91 to 2685 code for a protein of 864 amino acids. The record is from RefSeq and is a predicted model, not a curated record.